AUGAGGCAACUCAAGUACCACGAGCAGCGUUUGCUGAAGAAAGUAAAUUUCUUUGAAUGGAAAAGAGACAAAACGGCGCGAGAAAAUAAAUUUCUGAAAAAGUAUUUAAUUCAAGACAGAGAGGACUACCACAGGUACAACAAGCUCUGCGGCCUCAUCACCAAACUCGUCGCCGGCCUUCGAAAAAUUCCUCCAGAAGAUUCUUUUCGAAUGAAGAUGACGGAGUUGCUGCUGGACAAGCUGUACCGCAUGGGGGUUGUGAGCCGCCGCGAGGGCUUGGGGGCCGUGGAUGGCUUGGCAGCUUCUGCGUUUUGCCGCCGGCGGCUGCCGGUGGUGCUGCUGCGGCUGCGGAUGGCCACGCAUCUGCAGCAGGCCGUGGAGUACGUGCAGCAAGGCCGUAAGCAGCAGCAGCAGCAGCAGCAGCAGCAGCAGCAGCAGCGGCAGCAGCAGCAGCAGCAGCGGGCGUAG
Molecule: messenger RNA, 468 nt
Organism: Eimeria necatrix
Lineage: Eukaryota; Apicomplexa; Conoidasida; Eucoccidiorida; Eimeriidae
Product: U3 small nucleolar ribonucleoprotein protein IMP3, putative
Exons: 3
Coding region: 1-468 (155 amino acids)
Biological process (GO): rRNA processing
Cellular component (GO): small-subunit processome; Mpp10 complex; small ribosomal subunit
Molecular function (GO): rRNA binding; structural constituent of ribosome; snoRNA binding
Source: RefSeq, a predicted model, not a curated record